AUGUUCCCGCCAUUUUUAAUUUCCCUGCGGAUCUCCUCCGUCGCAUCUUUCGUGCUACACCUGCACGACUCUUGCCAAACGAUGGUUGCGCCAGGCCAAAACGCGGGUCUCUCUCCUCCCCCCCCCGUCGCCAUCUCUUUUCCCCCCGCCCAUGCAUUCGUCGGCCCAUCGCUCACCACGUCGUCUUUAGCUCUCUCCCCGAAACGCCCUCCCCCCGCCAUUCCUCCCUCCCCUCCGUGCACUUUUCCUGUCACCUUCGCGCUCUCCCUCUCGUCGCCUGCGCGCUCUCCCUCCCGUCCCCUUCGCGCUCUCCCUCUCGUCGCCUGUGCGUUCUCUCUACCUGCUCUCCCUCCCGUCGCCUUCGCGCUCUCCAUCCCGUCGCCCUUGCAAUGUCCCCUCCCAUCCCGUCGUUCGCCUCCUCUCCCCUCCUAUCCCGUCGUUUGCCUCCUCUCCCCUCCCAUCCCGCUGUUCGCCUCCUCUCUCCUCUUUCGUCCCGUCGCUCCUCCGCUCUCCUCUUUCUUCCCGUCGCUCCUCCACUCUCCCCUCACUGGCCGUUGUUCCUCUCUCUCUCCCCAUCGAUAUCAUUCUAUCCGUUGGUGA
Closterium sp. NIES-65 is the source of this 600-nucleotide messenger RNA. The record is from the annotation of a GenBank genome assembly. NCBI's taxonomy places the organism in Eukaryota, Viridiplantae, Streptophyta, Zygnematophyceae, Desmidiales, Closteriaceae.